Messenger RNA from Aspergillus calidoustus, 2751 nucleotides. Lineage: Eukaryota; Fungi; Ascomycota; Eurotiomycetes; Eurotiales; Aspergillaceae. The record is from the annotation of a GenBank genome assembly.
AUGAACGCUCUAGAUCUCCGGUCCAGCCUGUCCUCCUAUGGCGACCCAAGGCACUUUUCCGCCGUCUCGUACGGCGGCCCCCAGCCGCCUCCGACCAAGGUUCUCCUAGCCGGUUAUCGCGAUGCUCUCAGUCCCCAUAAUAAUAAUGCAGAGAAGUCGUUGUACAGCCCGAAAUCGCACCCUCGCAACUCCAUUCCUCCGAGUGCGAACGAUCCGGUUGCCAUGUACCUACUCACCGAAACCGCCAUGGGCGAUAGCAUGAAUAACGAGAUCCUGACGUUUGAGGAGGUGGAGGGGCUGAAGAAGGAGCUCCGUGUCUUGACGAGUCGCACGAACGCCACGAAGCGGAAAUUGGCCCUGGAGCUGAAACUCCGCGAUGCUGCCAUGUCGUUGAGCCGGUUGCACAAUCACAAAAGCCCACGAAAUAGCCAUGGAUACGACACUCAAGGUGCGGUGGAUCACAACGCGGCGGACGAAGGGUUGGCGCUCAGCAAUCGGAAGUGUGAGGAAUUAGCUAUGGAGGUCUGGCACCUUGAGCGCAAGGUACAGGAGGCACAAAAGAGAUUGCUGGAGCACACAGCUGGAGUAUUACAGUUGACACAUAAGGGCUUGAAGAAAAAUCUGAAAAAUGGCAUCCCGCACACGCCCGAGAGCCUCUCUAGCAACAACACUGUGGACGACUUUGACGACCGGAGCUUGUACAAAUCACCUGACCACGAAGGAGUCAACGGCUACGGAACGCGAGCACAAGUGCCUGAACCAGUACCUGACAGUCUCACGCAGAGUACGAUCGAGGAAACAGAGAAGAAGCUGGAAUUUCUCAGUGGACGCGUGCGAGAUAUGUUACUAGAGGCGGAUCCGAAUACGGAAGGAAGCCACAUCCCGCAACUUUCAAGCAACGGAAAGCCCGCUGACCUCUCGGCAAUUGUGGAUGCUCAUUUGAAUUAUAUUGUGGACGGACUCGGUCUGAUAGGCUCCCAAUCCAGAACCGCCGUACCCCAGAAUCAAGGCCUGGAUCGUGUGAGCGAACAGCAAUUGGUCGAAAUGGAGGCGCAGCUUCUCAGCAUCAUGGAGAAUCCCGGAUUGCCUCGCUCUCAAACUCUGCCCCCUACUCCCGAUCCGUCCAACAGCGACAUUGCCGAGCACCUGACGUUCCUCAGCGUUGGCAUUCAAGGUUUGGAGGACCGAGUUGAGAAAUUGCUGGAUCAGAAGAGCAUCCUCACAACUCAAAUCCAGCAACAGCGCGAGCUCAACUCAAAGUCAGAUGCCGAGCGAGACGCCAAGAUUGCCGAUUUGAUUGAGCAGCUUGCUCAUCUUCGUAAGGAACUUGAGCACUCCGAGCGUCAAGGGCAACAAUCAAGAGAGGAUUUGGAUCGGACAAUGCGAGAACUAGAGCUUGUGCAACGAGAGCUGUCAGUGGCCCAGGAGGUACAUACCACCAGGGAUCUAGACAACUCUGAUAAAGAGGCUCGUGCGCAGGCAGAAGCCGAAAUCGCACGCCUUCAGGCUAUCAUUCAAGAAGUCCAACACGAGAAAGAUGAGCACCAUGAGGCACAAGACCGCGCUCAGAGCGAAAUCGCACGCCUUCAGGCUAUCAUUCAAGAAGUCCAACACGAGAAAGAUGAGCACCAUGAGGCACAAGACCGCACUCAGAGCGAAGUCGCACGCCUCCAGGCUAUCAUUCAAGAACUCCAACACGAGAAGGAUGAGCACCACGAGGCACGGGGCCGCGUUGAGAGCGAUAUCGCACGCCUCCAGGCUACCAUUCAAGAAACCCAAAACGAGAAAGAUGAGCACCAUCAGGCACGGGUCCGCGCUGAGGGCGAAGUCGCACGCUUACAGGCGAUGGCUAGCCAGCUCCAGGAUGCCACGGAGUCGCGUGAGAGUGCUGAGCAGCAAGUUGCGCAACUAGAAGAGACCAUCCACCAGAUUCGCCAUGACGCUGACAUGCGCGUCAAGGAAGCGAGUGAUAUGCGCGCGCAGGCCGACGCUGAAAUCACCCGGCUAGAGGAGUCGAUGGACCAGCUCCGCGCGGAACUUAAGUCUCGACUUCGAGAAGCAACUGAAGCGCGAGCCAAUGCAGAGGAAACUGCUACCCGCCUACAGAACGAACUGAGCGAAAUGGAAAGCGACGUUGUAGCAAUGCGCACAGAGCUUACUAUGGUCAAAGCAGAGCUUGACGGUGCUUACGGUACACGUGCGCAAAGAGCCGCCGAAGCUGCCGCCAAUCCAGCUCUUUAUCAAGAACUCGAUGACUUGAAGAAUAGAAACUUUGAGAUGGCUGAAGAGCUUGCAACCUUGAAGGCUGGCAAGCCCGGAAGCGGCGAUGUUCAUAACCGCGUCGAAACGCUCGAGAAAGAGCUGCGUGAAACCGUCGAUGAUUACGAGGCGAUGACCAAGGCAAGCAUCGAGUUUGAGAAAGAGCGCGAGAAUUUUGAGAGCAUGAUCGACGGACUUCGUGAUCGGUGUGAGCAGCUCGAAACGCAAAUCAAUGAGGAACGAAUCAGCUGGAUGGGUAGCCACAAUAGCGCCUCCUCGAUGGGCCGAGAUGGACCGUAUGAGACCACGUCUACAAUGGUGUUGAAGAAUGAAUUCAAGAAGAUGAUGCGAGACACUCGCGCCGAGAAUAUGAAGAUACUCAGGGCCGAGCAAGAAGAGCGCCGAAGGCUCGAGACGAUAAUCCGGAACCUGAAGAAAGAGCAAGCGAAUCUCAGCGUCAAAUCUGGUCUCAGCCAACACUUUACGCCAUAA